UUAAAGAAUCAGCGAAGUAUUCAAAACCUCAUGUAAACCGAAAAACGUAUCCUCCAUCGAUGGCAACCAAAAACAAAAUCUCGUCCUUACUAAAAACCCUAAUCUCUUCCUUCUCAAACCAUUAUCCUAGUAACUCCUCUCUUCAAAACCUCACAAAUCCUAAUUACAACUAUCAAUCCUCAUCACCAUUCUCAACUUCAUUUCUCCGAACAAAAUCACCAUUUAAGAAAAAUAGGAAGAAGAAAGACACACCUAGAACUAAAUCAGUCCAACAUGAAUCACACCAAAUCCAACAUUUCGAACAAAUCGUUCAAAGAGAUAUUAGUUUUCGGUUCUUAACCCGAAGUAAAGAAUAUCUAUCUAAGCAACCACAGCACAUUAUUCGUCUGGAUGAUGCAGGUAAACUUUACCGUGAACUAGGGUUUCCUAGGGGUAGAAAAGUUAAUAAAUCAAUCGAUAAACAUCCUUUACUUUAUGAAAUUUAUAGACAUGUUGAUAAUAAAGUUUGGUUUGGGUUUACUGAUUUAAUGGAAGAUUUGAUUGACGAAGAGAAAAGAAUUAUGGAUUUAAUGGAGAAAGACAGGGUUAUUAAAGUAAUUAAGUUGCUAAUGAUUUCAGCUGAUAAAAGAAUCCCAUUAAGUAAGAUUUAUCAUUGUAGAUUAUUAUUUGGUAUUCCUGAAGAUUUUAGAGAUAGAGUUGAUAAGUAUAGUGAUUAUUUUAGAAUUGUUGUUGAAGAGGAUGGGAAAAGAAUUCUUGAAUUAGUUAAAUGGGAUUCGUCGUUAGCUGUUAGUGAAUUAGAAAGGGAAUACAUGUUAGAUGAAGAUAAAGUAAAGAAAACUUUCAAAUUUCCUGUGAAAAAUGUGAAAAAUCUGGACUUAGAUGAGGGUGAUGAAUGGAAGUUGAAUAUGUUGAAUACGCUUCCGCUUGUUUCUCCGUAUUCGGAUGGGAAGGAAUUGAAACUAUGGUCUUUAGAAGCUGAGAAAUAUAGAGUUGGGGUUAUACAUGAGUUUUUGAACUUGACACUAGAGAAGAAAGCUUCAAUUCAUCAUAUUGUUGAGUUUAAGGAGGAAUUGUCUCUUACUAAACAUACUUAUGAGAUGCUGAAGAAGCAGCCGAAAGCGUUUUAUCUUGCGGGUACAGAGAUGAAUUGGGUUGUUUUCUUGAAAGAUGGUUAUGGUGAUGAAGGGGUUUUAAUUAACAUAGAUCCACAAGUGGUUUUCAAUGAGAAGUUGUAUAGAUAUGCUCAAAACAAAGUAAUUGGGGAUGAUAUUUAGGUUCGAGAUUGAAUGUUUCGGGUGCUCUUUCUUUUGAUCUGAAGGUGAGUAUCCAAUUAGUGAGGGCAGAUUGAGGAUUUAGUUUAUGGUAAUAAAAGAAGCUAUCAUUAUGGUCACACGUGAAAGAUAUGGGUGGUUUUGGUAGUGAAGAUUUAUUGUAUGUCAUGGAUCAAAUUUUUAAAUUUGGUUCUGAUUAAUGAAAGCAGAUAGAUACAGUGUUGGUUAAUGGCAAGUGGAAUUUUCAUUUCCCGUAUGCGCGUUGUUGGAAAUGAGAUUAAGUGAACCGACAAUGGGUUGGGCUUAAGUUGGUCAGCGAUGGUUCUUGAAGGCGUGAUUGUCUUUCCUUUAUUUAUUCCAAGAGUGUGAAUGUCUCAGUGCUCUAUUCUCAAUUGGUCUGUUACUUCUCUUCGCUGAGCAAGCACCUACAAAUUCUUUGUGUCCCCAGUUUGCUAGCAAUUUUACGUCAAUAUCUACAGUUCCAAUUUAUAGCUAUGGUGAUGUUCUUUCUUCACACUUGCUGGGCUCCUUCAGAAUCACAUCAACAGCUGGUAGAAUUGUCCAUCUUUUUACUUGCAUUCGGUAUACAUUUAUCAGGGUCUUUCUUACAGUGUGGAUAGAUAUAAUGAGGAGAGUUAGGAUGACGUUCCUGCUAGACAGCCGAAAAAUUAGAUCCACUCUGAAGCAUGAAGAACCCCAAGAUGAGUGCACGCUUGCCACUUCGUUCCAUCUUAAUGUUCAUCCAAAAAUGUAAAGUGUAGAUGUUACUGCCCAGUAAUAACCUUAUAACAGGAGUACUGAUUCAUGUCAGACAUUUAACCGUGACUUUAUCUUUUAUUUUUGUCAGUAGUAUCAUAUAGGAUUUGUCAGAGCUCCUUUAGAUCAGAAAAUACAUUGAGGAUAUGGACUCAAAUGGAUAAGGAUGCGGUUGUGGGUUCACAUUUUUGUUUGAUAAAUUCACAGUAAAAAUAAAUUGUCUGAGCUGUGUAACUUGGUGACUCUCUGUUCAGUAAUUUUUCUUUGCAGUGCAGUGAUGCUUUGGGGGAGUAUAGUUGCAUACAUAUCCCUGAACACCAACGUUUAUUA
Molecule: messenger RNA, 2357 nt
Organism: Papaver somniferum (opium poppy)
Lineage: Eukaryota; Viridiplantae; Streptophyta; Magnoliopsida; Ranunculales; Papaveraceae
Product: protein WHAT'S THIS FACTOR 1 homolog
Exons: 2
Coding region: 60-1274 (404 amino acids)
Molecular function (GO): RNA binding
Source: RefSeq, a predicted model, not a curated record